AUGGGCAAUAGACACAGUAGUAAUCGAAGAUAUCAUCACAGCAGUGCUGAUCAUAUUCCAAAGGCUUCAUCAGCACCAAGUAUGUACUCUGCCAAUUUAAAUAUGGAUGAGUCUCCCACAACCAUUAGAGUGGCCUCGAAAACUUCUCCUACUCAUAAAUCAUCUAAUAGUACCAACACAAUAACAUCAAUAACACUGUCAAAGAUGAAACACACUGCUUCUAGCAAAACAGAUACAACAACGGCCACUCAAGGAGCAAUAUUGAAAUCAGUUUCCUCAAUGAGCUAUGCCUCAUCAUCAUCGAGUGCGCAUUAUCCAAAAUCUUCCCUUAAUUCUACAAAUGUAAAAUCCACCAAUGCUUCAACCAACACAACUGCUACCCAUCCUAUUAUUCAUCAAUCAUCCUCUAAUUCUUCUGUAUCCAUUCAACAACAACAACAACCUGACAAUAGAAGUGGGAAUUCCACACCAACAAGUAUUUCACAUCAAUCCUCCAUUGAAAGUAUUGCAAUCUCACCUAGAAAAUCUACCACUUCUCCAAUCUCUUCUCAAAACAACUCUACCAGUAAGCUGAUAAGAAACAGUACCAGUAACACUACUGAAUCAGAACAGCAAACAUCUCAACAGAAGAGCUCCUCUCCUCCAUCCCCUAAUAAGUGGUUUAUGGGCAAUGAGGAAUCAGUUUCAUCAAUCAAGAUACCGAAUAGAUCUUCUAAAAAUCUUCUCGAAGCAACAAGGGUUAUGCAUGUUGAGAGUGUGGAAGAUUUCUCGUUAAUUGAAGAACCAGAAAAGGAGAAGAAGGAAGUGAUGCACCAUUCAGUAACACUUCCAGAUAUUCCUCUUCCAUCCUCUGCAGAUUUUCAAGCACAAGAUGCAGAUCAUCCACAAAGACAACGAUCUAACAGUUUUGCACCAAGUCCUGCAACCAAACAGAUUGUCUUUCUGGCAGUUCAAAACAAUGCACACGCAUCAUCAAGGAGAAAGCUCAAGCUAUCCAAACCUCAAUCUUCCUUAAUACCAGAACAAGGUGAAAUAUGUACUAAUAUUCAAGCUAUGCCAAAGAUGGAAGAAAAGACCAUCACAACGCAGAGCGAGGUUAUGCAACAAAAUCCUGAAACAUCUGACAAGAAGAAUGAAACAAAAAAGGGAAAUAUAACGAAUCUGAAGCUGGAUAAGAUAUCCAAAAAAGAAGAAAGCAGUAUUGAUAACACUGAUACUCCGUUAUUCUCACCUGUAAAGUCUUCUAAGGAAAAAUCGGUAAAAAGGAAGCAAAAAGGUUCCGCUACAACAAAACUAGAAUCAACAAACAGCUCAACCUCAGACAACGCACUCUCCAGAUCUUCCAUCUCUAGCUCUACCACCACAACCUCCAUGGCUCAGUCUCUAUUCUCUUCUUCAGACGAGAGAAAAUCAUUCUGUUCAGCUGCUCUCGAUUUCCAAAAGAAUUGGUUCAAUGAAUUGAUGGGAAGACGUGAACAAGUCACAGUCGAGCAACAUUCAGAUUCAUUACACAAUCCAUCACAUCCAUCUCAUUCCUACAAAUCCUCCCCAUUCAGUAUUUAUUCUAAAGAUCAAAGUGCUGCAGCAAUUUUUGACACUCGUAGAAGACACAGUGUUUUUGAGAGUAAGAACAUUACAGUAGUUCCUCUCAUUGCAGUUUCUUGUCCACCUAACCCAGCUCAAUCCCUUGACCACCUUACUCUCGACCAUAAGAAUGGCACCACAACUCAUCUGAGUGUAAAUACAGAGAAGAAGGCACGCAUUGCUAAGAAAAAACGAAACCUCAAUAACGCAAGUCCCAACAAGAGGAAGAGUACUGUGUCAGCUUCAUGCAACUACUCAAAUCUCUCCUCUUAUAGAAUGACGGCAAAUAAAUAA
Messenger RNA from Naegleria gruberi, 1878 nucleotides. RefSeq lists its product as uncharacterized. NCBI's taxonomy places the organism in Eukaryota, Heterolobosea, Eutetramitea, Acrasida, Naegleriidae. The transcript has a single exon. The coding region runs from base 1 to 1878 and encodes 625 amino acids. The record is from RefSeq and is a predicted model, not a curated record.